AUGCCAGAUCAUGAUGCGCCUCGCAGUGUGUCUGGGGAAAUCGAUCUAGACUCUGACGUUGAGUCCCAUAUAGAUCAAGCUGAAAAUGAAAGUGGUGCUCAUGGCCCAAAUAAGCCGGGCAGGAAAAAAAACCCAAACUCUCAGGCAGCGCGUCGCGACCAGAAUCGUAUUGCCCAGCGUGAGUUUCGUCUGAGGAAGCAGCAAAGGAUCCGUGACCUCGAAGCACGCGUGGAAUUGCUUUCUGCGUCCCAAGAUGAAGCUCUGAUCGACUGUAGAGCAGUUAUGAGGGAUCUUAUGGCUGAAAAUCACGUCCUUCGCGGCCUCCUAAAGAGCGUAGCCGGUUUUAUCGGGGAUGGUGCCGGUGGUGUGCUGGUGAAGCUUGGUUGGGACAUGACAGACUUUGACAGCUUCGUCAAUAAGUCGGAAACUGACACUGCAUGGGAGAGUUUCCAAGCCCGCAAACAUUCUCAGAAGACUUCCCAAACAUCUAACGCAAUGACUUCAAUGCUUGGGGAACCGAGUAAUACAGCAAAACGUCCAGCAGAAGACGACGGAGGGUCUGCACCAGCGAAGAAGUCAAGAGGCAUGAGUAGCUCAGAACAAAACGGCGACCGCCGGGAUUCUUACUCGCUCAUGCUACCUAUGAGCUCUGCGGUGCCUCCCGCUAGCUCCUUAUAUCCACCACCACCCCCGCCAGGACGUUCUUCUCAGGACAAUUUGUUUUCGGAUCUCAUGCAAUCAGGGAAUUCGCCUGUCUUCAUGCCCACUACGACUUCUAGCACCCCAAGUCAUUAUGCUACCUCGGCUGAUUAUCAGUCUUAUAUGCCCCAAAUGAACAUGAACGUUGAGCAACGCUUAGGGGCAAUGUCCUACUCGAGCAAAACAAAUCCAGCCGUCCCUGCUCCACAUCGGGUGUUACCUCAAAAUACAUUAACCAACGAAGAACCUGAUGAUAACGACGUGGCAGAACUCCGAGAUCCCAAAAAGAUCGAAGCUAUGAAAUUAAUCAAGUAUCAUCUCGACAAUUUCAUGAGAAACGGUGCUUAUUGUCUUCCGGCGUCAUUACGACCAACUCUGGUACAGAGAACGAUUAAUCAUGAAAGUGUUAUCGACCGUAUUAUAUAUCCUGAGCUCAGGGAUCGUGUAAUCCUCCUUCGAGGGCAACUUUCCUUAGCAGACUGUCUUUUUGACUACAAGAAAGCAAUCAAGCUUCAUGGAGACGAUGUUCUUGCCCAGCACAACUGGGAACUUUCUGAAUGGUGGUUGCGGAAAUACAGUUACCUUAUCGAUAAGACGACUUUGAAUAUCUGUAAUCGCUGGAGGCACGAACGCGGUGAACCCGACUUGUCGCUAUCCGACAUUGGUGCUCAAGGAGAGUCACCUGCAUCCUAG
Molecule: messenger RNA, 1392 nt
Organism: Suillus paluster
Lineage: Eukaryota; Fungi; Basidiomycota; Agaricomycetes; Boletales; Suillaceae
Exons: 10
Coding region: 1-1392 (463 amino acids)
Biological process (GO): regulation of DNA-templated transcription
Molecular function (GO): DNA-binding transcription factor activity
Source: RefSeq, a predicted model, not a curated record